CCGCAGGCUUUGAUUCGUACAGACGGAUCCUCUGUCAGCUGGAGAGCGGAGGAGGCCCACUGGAACCGUUUUACCAGAAACGCAGGGGAACAAGAAGGGAUCAUUACGGUUAUGAAGCAGCUAUGAAUUAUGAACUCAUCUCAUUUUAACUGAAACAAGCAUUUGGUGCUAAGGAGAUUCAGACAAAUUAACGCUACAGGAUAAAAAACGAGAGAUUUUUCAGUCCCCUGCUCUGAAAACUAGACAAUAAAUGCUCCUGCUUUCCAGGAGAGAUAUUCUGUCUCACCCCAACAGAUGGCAUCCAAAGAGAGACAUCUGACAGCAACACUCCUGGCCUCCAUCCUGGGAGCCGUGCUCGGCCCCCUGCAGAUCGGCUACCACACUGGCAACGUCAACGCUCCGGCCAGGAUCAUCGAAGAGUUCUUCAACAGCACAUGGAGAGCCAGACACAACCAGUCGAUGACGGAUCACAGCCUGACCCUGCUGUGGUCGCUUUCCGUCAGCAUCAAGGACUUUGGAGCGUUGCUGGGAUCUCUGGGGGUUAAACACYUGGCGGAUUCAUACGGCAGACGAAAUUCCAUCCUGAUCGCCAACUGUCUGUCAGUGGCAGCGGCGUGUGUUAUGUUUGCCUCUAAAGCCAGCGGGUCGUUCGAGGUUCUAAUCCUGGGACGGCUGGUGUUUGGCCUGUUCUGCGGUCUUGUGAUGAGUCUAAACCAACUCUACAUCCAGGAAGUGUCCCCUACCAAUCUGAGAGGAGCCUUUGCCACACUCAACCAAGUGUCAUUAGCCUCUGGCAUCCUGAUAGGGAUGGUGGCUGGUCUGGAAACAACGCUGGGCACAAAGAGCAACUGGGCGAUGAUGCUGUCCYUGUCUCUCAUCCCGGCCCUGACGCAGUAUCUGGUUCUGCCUUUCUGCCCAGAAAGCCCUCGCUACCUCCUAAUGAACCAGGGAGAGGAGAGGAAAGCAGAAACCKCCCUGUUGAAACUGCGAGGCCACGCUGACAAAGUGUCCAGUGAGCUGGAGGAGAUGAAGGACGAGGCUGCACACAUCCUGACCCGCUUCACCGUCCGGGAUUUCCUCCAGAAACGGAGCUACAGGCAGCCGAUCCUCAUCGUUCUCCUCGUCAACUUAGGCAGCCAGCUUUCUGGAUUCAAUGCAAUUAUCAACUACUCCACUAAAAUGUUCCAGGCCAAGUUCGAUGGGGCCAAAUAUCUGACUCUAGGUGUGGGAGUUGUCAAUGUCAUCUUCACUUUGGUUGCAUUCAUCUUGAUGGAGCGGGCCGGGAGGAGGAAGCUGUUGCUGACUGGUUUCCUCUCCAUAGGAGUUUGUAAUUUCCUUAUGACCAUAGUGGACUCUGUUCUGCACCUGGUCCCAGAGCUGCGGAGCCUGCAGGUCCUGCUGGUGUUCUGCGUGGUCUCGGCCUACGAGCUGGGCCCCGGCCCCAUCUCCUGGUUCAUCGCCGCCGAACUGUUCGACCAGCCCGGUAGACCGAUCGCCAUGGCUCUCACCAGCAUGGUCAACUGGGGAGGGAAGUUCGUCCUCGCCCUCCUCUUCCCUCCGCUGCUGAAAAUCUGCGGGGCCUACGUCUACUUGAUUUUCACGGCUGUGGCUCUGCUCGCCUUCGCCGUCACGUGGCUCCGCCUCCCGGAGACCAAAGGUCGCACGUUCGACGACAUUGCGGAGGAGUUCAGAGGAGCGGAGGGAAUCCCGCUGCAUAACAGCGGCGGAUUCAACACUUUCACCUGAGCAUCAGAUUAUUCCUUCUCCAGCAGAAACUGUUCCAGCCUGCCAACAUAAUAAUAAAGAAAAGAUUCUUAAAAUAUAUAUUUUGUGUGUUAGCUACACCACACCUCAAAUUUAAUUUAUCCUUUUGAUUAAAAUCUCAGAAAAAGAAAUGUACAGCUCUAGACGAAUGCCAUCUGAAAUAAUCAUGAUCCUUAAAAGAACAUUUUUAAAACAUUUUAGAUGUUUUUUUUUUCAUUAUUAUUCUUAGUGGAAAGAUCUGAUUUAUACAGCAUUUGUAGCCACAUUAUUCUGUAAGACACACAGAUGUUUAAAAUAAUGUUAAAAUGUAACCGGAUCCCGGUUUUAUGUAACGUUAAUGAAAUUAGUACCAUAUAUUUUGUUAGACUCUGUAACUUUAAAGUUCUGUCAUAUAUUGAACUAUAUUUAAUCAUUA
This is a messenger RNA of Poecilia reticulata (guppy), 2179 nucleotides long. Lineage: Eukaryota; Metazoa; Chordata; Actinopteri; Cyprinodontiformes; Poeciliidae. The record is from RefSeq and is a predicted model, not a curated record.